AUGUGUGACAGGGAAUACGGCAACGGUAAUGACAUUGUCAACGGUAACGGCAUCGGCAACGGGAACGGACUUGGCAACGGCAUUGGCAAAUGUAAUGGCAACGGGAACGGACUUGACAACAUCAUCGCAAAUGGCCAUGGCAUCGGCAAUGGUAACGGACUUGGCAGCAUCGUCGGCAUAGGGCAUGGCAUCGGCAAUGGUAACGGACUUGGCAACAGCCAUGGCAUUGCUAAUGGGCAUAGCAAUGGCAACGGCUACGUUAAUGGUAGUGGAAAAGUUAACGGAGCGACAGUGGGAAAAAUGAGACCAAUGGAUAGUAAGGUGCUGAGAGAGCAAGGGCACUUAAUGGUUGAUUUUAUUGCUGAUUAUUACAAAAACCUUGAAGACUCUCCUCAGGAUUUUCCUGUUCUUUCUAAAGUUCAGCCUGGCUAUCUCCGGGACAUGUUGCCUGAUUCAGCACCCGAGCACCCUGAACCGUUGAAUGAACUUCUCGACGACGUUUCGAAGAAGAUAAUUCCGGGGAUAACUCAUUGGCAAAGCCCUAGUUACUUUGCGUACUAUGCGGCAAGCACGAGUGUGGCCGGAUUCUUGGGAGAGAUGCUAAACGCGGGCCUGAGCGUCGUGGGUUUCACCUGGCUCACUUCUCCGGCAGCCACUGAGCUCGAAGUCAUUGUUCUCGACUGGCUUGCCAAAUUGCUCCAACUCCCCGACCAUUUUCUCUCCACAGGAAAUGGAGGAGGAGUGGUCCAAGGGACAGGAUGUGAAGCAGUACUCGUGGUCGUAUUAGCUGCUAGACACAAGAUGUUAAAAACAAAUGGCAAAGCAUCACUUUCUCGACUUGUUGUCUAUGCCACCGACCAAACUCAUUCGAGUUUUGGAAAGGCUUGUUUGAUUGCUGGAAUACAUGAAGAAAACAUUAGGUUGCUCAAAACAGACUCUUCCACGAAUUAUGCAAUGCCUCCAAAAUCACUUGAAGAAGCUAUUUCUAGUGAUCUCGCUAAAGGGUUUAUCCCUUUCUUCAUUUGUGCUACGGUUGGCACCACGUCUUCGGCUGCAGUCGAUCCGUUGGUCCCAUUAGGAGAAAUUGCAAAGAGCUACGGGAUAUGGAUGCACGUGGAUGCAGCUUAUGCAGGGAAUUCAUGUAUCUGCCCAGAAUUUCGCAAACAUAUUGAUGGAAUUGAAAACGCAGACUCCUUUAAUAUCAAUGCUCAUAAAUGGUUAUUUGCUAAUCAAACUUGUUCACCACUUUGGGUAAAGGAUCGGUACUCUCUCAUUGAUGCACUCAAAACAGAUCCUGAGUAUCUUGAAUACAAGGUUUCUAAGCGAGAAGAGGUCAUAAACUUUAAAGAUUGGCAGAUUUCUCUUUCUCGGAGAUUCAGAUCACUGAAGUUGUGGAUGGUCUUAAGGCUCUAUGGUGCCGAGAACUUGAGAAACUUUAUAAGAGACCAUGUCAAUCUAGCAAAGCAUUUCGAAGAUUAUGUAAUUCAAGAUCCACAUUUCGAGGUUGUCACCAUCCGGUAUUUUUCACUCGUAUGCUUUCGCCUUGCUCCGGUUGAUGGUGAUGAAGAGAAGUGUAACAAACAAAACCGUGAACUGCUUGCGGCCGUUAACUCCACCGGCAAGAUCUUCAUCUCUCACACGGCUCUGUCGGGAAAGUUCAUUUUACGAUUUGCUGUUGGUGCACCGUUAACAGAAGAGAAGCAUGUGAAUGAAGCAUGGAAGAUUAUACAGAAUCAUGCCUCCAAAAUUAUCCACAACGGAAAUUAUUGA
Eruca vesicaria subsp. sativa (arugula) is the source of this 1770-nucleotide messenger RNA. The record is from the annotation of a GenBank genome assembly. NCBI's taxonomy places the organism in Eukaryota, Viridiplantae, Streptophyta, Magnoliopsida, Brassicales, Brassicaceae.